UUACCAGGCUGAGCUCAACGACAUAGAGAUCAGUGUGAACAGCAGAAAUCCUGCUGCACGGAUUUCUGUCCUCCAAAAAUCCACUGUUUCACCUGACUAUCUGCCCCCUGCACCCACCUACAGCUUCUACAACAGUAAGGAGCUGCUGGACUGCCCUAACGGUGCUGAAUGUGAUGUUAUUGGCCUGCUGA
Molecule: messenger RNA, 191 nt
Organism: Haplochromis burtoni (Burton's mouthbrooder)
Lineage: Eukaryota; Metazoa; Chordata; Actinopteri; Cichliformes; Cichlidae
Product: RPA-related protein RADX
Biological process (GO): regulation of DNA repair
Cellular component (GO): replication fork
Molecular function (GO): single-stranded DNA binding
Source: RefSeq, a predicted model, not a curated record